This is a messenger RNA of Pollicipes pollicipes, 285 nucleotides long. RefSeq names its product tctex1 domain-containing protein 1. The transcript has 3 exons. Gene Ontology annotation, biological process: microtubule-based movement. NCBI's taxonomy places the organism in Eukaryota, Metazoa, Arthropoda, Thecostraca, Pollicipedomorpha, Pollicipedidae. Gene Ontology annotation, molecular function: dynein intermediate chain binding. Bases 1 to 285 code for a protein of 94 amino acids. The record is from RefSeq and is a predicted model, not a curated record. Gene Ontology annotation, cellular component: cytoplasm; cytoplasmic dynein complex.
AUGGUGAAGCACCGCGUGGAGAACACCUACUGCCUGGAGCCGCCAGAGCGGUUUCAGGUCUUGCGCGUGCGGGAGCUGGUGGAGCGCCGCCUGGCGGAGACGUUGCAAGGCGUGCAGUACGACCCGGAGCGGUGCCGUGGCCUGGCCGUCACGUUAGCCGACUUCAUACGCAAGGAUAUCAUGGAUGAGGGCCUGCUAAGCACCAGGGACAACUUCGCCACGGCCACGUACGAGAACCAGUCGCUAGUAGCUGUGGCCACAAUCUUCGCCCUGUACUAUGAGUAG